Messenger RNA from Cololabis saira (Pacific saury), 5106 nucleotides. RefSeq names its product hyaluronan synthase 2 (gene has2). Gene Ontology annotation, molecular function: hyaluronan synthase activity. Bases 455 to 2113 code for a protein of 552 amino acids. The transcript has 4 exons. Gene Ontology annotation, biological process: hyaluronan biosynthetic process; extracellular matrix assembly. NCBI's taxonomy places the organism in Eukaryota, Metazoa, Chordata, Actinopteri, Beloniformes, Belonidae. The record is from RefSeq and is a predicted model, not a curated record.
AUUAUUUUUUGCUGGAUUUUUUUAUUUAACUGACGCUGGCAAAGUUGAUGGCGUUUCCCCAAAACUUUUACAUAUGAAUGAAACUGACCGAAGUUGAAGGAGAUUAUUCAUCUUUUUUUUUUCCAAUAGUCUUAUUUUUAUAUUUUUCAUAAGAAUGUUUCCAACUUUUUCUGACAAAAUGUUUGUACAUCAAAGAUGUAUGUGGUCCGCAUCAGAAGCCUGACAAGUGACUCCUGAUUCUUUUGAGCAUAGUUACAGCUGACCAAACUUCAGAGGAUUUUCUUGUCUUUCUUUUUUUUUUUUUGCUGUCUUAAAAGACGACAGUUUACAGCGCAUUCAUGAGACUCAUUGCCGCUCAAACUUUGCUGCUGCUUUCCCCCUGUGUGGAUCGGUACCAGAGGAGCCGGAGUUGACCGCAUCCCUUCUGGAGGACGAGAGACGCAGCUGCUUCAAGAUGAAGUGUCAAAGAGUCCUAACUUACCUGAGGAUAUUCGGGACCACCAUGUUCGGCGUGUCCCUCCUGGUGGGCAUCUCCACUGCUUACAUCAUGGGUUAUCAGUUCUUCACCACAGCCCACAAUCACCUAUCCUUCGGCUUGUACGGUGCCAUCCUGGUCGUCCACCUCACCAUCCAGAGCCUCUUUGCACUCCUGGAACACCGGAACAUGCGGCGCUCUUUGGAGACGCCAAUCAAACUGAAUAAAUCUUUGGCGCUGUGUAUUGCAGCAUAUCAAGAAGACCCAAACUACCUGAGGAAAUGCCUGGUGUCGGUGAAGAGGCUGACAUAUCCGGGGAUCAAAGUGAUCAUGGUGAUUGACGGGAACUCGGAGGAUGACUCAUACAUGAUGGAUAUUUUUAAAGAGAUCAUGGGAUGGGAAAAAUCCGCCACGUAUGUGUGGCGGAGUAAUUAUCACAACAGAGGCCCCGAGGAGACGGAUGAAAGUUACGCUGACAGCCUUCAGCAAGUCUCGAGGCUUGUGCUCAGCAACAAGUGUGUGUGCAUCAUGCAAAAGUGGGGAGGAAAGAGAGAGGUCAUGUAUACGGCCUUCAAAGCGCUGGGGAGGAGUGUGGACUAUGUACAGGUUUGUGACUCUGACACCAUGCUGGACCCCGCAUCAUCAGUGGAGAUGGUGAAGGUUUUAGAGGAAGACCCUAUGGUAGGAGGUGUUGGAGGAGAUGUACAGAUUUUGAAUAAAUAUGAGUCAUGGAUCUCCUUUCUGAGCAGCGUUCGAUACUGGAUGGCCUUCAACAUUGAACGAGCUUGCCAGUCUUACUUCGGCUGUGUUCAGUGCAUCAGUGGACCUUUAGGAAUGUACCGAAACGCCCUCUUGCAUGAGUUUGUCGAGGACUGGUACAAUCAGACCUUCAUGGGAUCCCACUGCAGCUUUGGGGAUGACCGUCAUCUCACAAACAGGGUUCUCAGCCUUGGCUAUGCAACCAAAUACACUGCACGAUCAAAGUGCCUUACAGAGACACCAAUCACAUAUCUGCGUUGGCUCAAUCAGCAGACUCGAUGGAGCAAGUCAUAUUUCAGAGAAUGGCUUUACAACUCCAUGUGGUUCCACAAGCAUCAUCUAUGGAUGACCUAUGAAGCUGUGAUCACUGGCUUCUUCCCGUUUUUCCUCAUUGCCACUGCAAUCCAACUCUUCUAUCAAGGAAGGCUCUGGAAUAUUCUUCUAUUUCUACUCAUUGUGCAAGCAGUGGCACUGAUCAAGUCAUCGUUUGCCAGCUGCCUCAGAGGCAACAUUGUCAUGGUGUUCAUGUCUUUCUAUUCAGUACUGUAUAUGUCAAGCCUGUUACCAGCAAAAAUGUUUGCAAUAGCAACUAUCAACAAGUCAGGGUGGGGGACCUCUGGGAGGAAAACUGUUGUGGUGAACUUCAUUGGUUUGAUUCCAAUAUCCGUAUGGUUUACCAUCCUCUUCAUUGGGAUUAUAUACACGGUAAUCCAACAGACAAGAAGGCCGUUUCCUGAAUCUGAAAAACUUAUUCUGAUCAUUGGUGCAGUGGUCUAUGCCAGUUAUUGGGUUAUGCUGUUAUCACUGUAUGCCACACUCAUAAACAAAUGUGGGAAGAGAAAAAAGGAAACGCAUUAUGAUAUGGUACUAGAUGUAUGACCUAAAUACCACAAGUGACUUAUUUGGGUUUUUCUACAGUAUUGUUUACAAAUGUUUUUCAGAUGUAGAAGAACUCUGAAGGCAAAAAUUGGUUGAGUUCAACCACAUUGGGCAAAUAAACGGCACUGGCCGUGACCAUAUUAUUCAUGAUCUUGGUUUAAUAGCAUCCUGGUUAAUUAACGUACCCAGAUUACUUCAAUCUAGUAUGUGGAUUUAAAAAUUAACAAAUGCAGGCUACCUAGGCAACUUUAAUUACACGUAAAAGCAAGAUAAUGUGUAGUCCAGUUGGUAGAAAGAGUACUAGUCUUUAUUGUUAGCUACCUCCUACCUUUGUCAUAUUCACUGGGCGUAAUUUAAACACCUACAAUUUAGCCAGAGAAACUGCAGAUGUUUGGCAUCCUUCAUUAGGGUUUAACUUGACUGGUAAGAAUAUCUUACCUCCAGUGCAUUAUUGUGUCUCUAACAAAACGUUUGUAUUUCCUUAUCAAACGUUAUCCAUGCAUUUCCCCCACUAAAUGAAAACCCAGAGACAGUUUGUCUCCUCUUGCAUGAGGAGAGUUUUGAUGGUUACAUAGGUAGCAGUAAAUGUGUCUUAGAUAAAGCAGCACAUAGGAAAUUUUUCGAUUUUCAACUGAGUCGGUCCACCUCUCUGUGUCGAGAUUAAGUUGUUUUCAUGGCACUGUCCAGAGAUGGGUUUCCAUUAACCGUGUGUCCAGGAUAGAACUAGGAGGCUGGAUUUGUAACAAGGCCAGUCUCCGCAGUGUCAGCCGUUGUGUUUACUUUACAGUGACGAUAUUGGUAGGAGCCACUGACUUGGCAAGCUACCAUAAAACUUGGUGGUAGUUCACCACCUUUGCUGUUUGCCGACAGCCAAUAACUAAAGAAGAUAUUCUCAAAGAAGAAAGGAAAAAAGACAGACAAACUAGAAUGAAAAGACCAGCAUUGAAAGAGGUGAGACAGCCACUGCUUUUGCACACACUGUGCUGGUUGUGAUAAAUGUGAAGAGAGGUCUCGAAUUCAAAAGGAAACAACAGUGUUACUGGAGUUUCUGUAAGAUAUGCUAAAGUCUGUAGCAUAUCCAAACAGUGCUUCCAAACAUUGGAACAUACCCAAACUGAGCCCCAAUCUGACACCCCAGCCAGCAAUCUUUCAGGGCCACACUGAAGUACCUAAUCCAAGGCAGGGACUCAUUUUGGCUCUGUGUAAAUAUAAAUCCAGAAAAUUCUCUUUGAAACUGUUCCUGAUAAUAGACACAUUACAUAUUUUAGAUGUCAUAAAACUACCCUGGACAUGGAUUAAUGGAAACCCAGCUCAAGAUGUCUUGUUUGCUUUCUUGCUCAGUUGCAAUCUCAUUUUCUCUUUACUUAAUACUUUCUUGAGUCUCUUAAUCUGGAGACUCGUCAUGGCAGAGAGCCAUGAUGUCUACUGUAGCUCUGUGAGCUACUUUUUAUUUUUCUUAUAUAUGACAUAGUGCUGUAAAGUAUUAUGCAUUAGUCGCAAAAGAUGAGCGGGAUAGGAAUCCAUAGUUACUUUGGCUGGUUGUUGCCAAUGGUACGGACGAGAAACUGCGAGAACUAGACAACGCUUCCUAGAAAUAAGCCAGAACUCCUUGGUGCUGCUUUAAGCACACACAUUGCUCCUUAGAAAUAAGUGUGGCUGUCAUUUAAACAUUGUGCUUAUGAAAAAUACCAUCUUUUAAGGGUGAGAGGCUGUUUGGAGGGUAUUCCAUACUGAAAGGCAUCAGCCAACCUGGAACGUGGAACCCAGAACUCUCUUGUGUUGAUGCCAGAAGUGCCACUUAUGCCACUAUGCUGCAGGAAGAAUAGAAAGUAAGGAUCAUACGGUGGCUUAUGAGACACUGUCUAAUCCGGCAGCAAAAUGCUCAUCUGGAACUGGCAAGAGAAUCAGAUAACCUAACUUUCUUGGUUUUGUCAUGGUAGGUUGGAAUGUACUCUGUAGAGAGAUAUUUAAUUGAUUCAUGGCAGUCACUGCUAAACUUCCUCUGCCAUUCACAGAUGUUUGCUAAAAAGUUGUGAAUUCAAAUAUAUCACUGACAAUUUACACAAAUGUUUUGAAUGUGAAACAAUGCGUUUAAUGGUGACAAAUGGUGGUAAUUCCCAUAUGACAUGACAUGACUGCAAUAUGUACACAAAGUUUACAAAGCGUAGAAUCUCAAACUGAUCAAUGAUUGUUAGAUAUAAUCUUCACCUGAUCAGGUGAACAUGUGACCACAAGCGAGCGACUGUAUCAUUGCUGCUUUGACUUUUGCAGAAACAAUGACUUUUGUUUAUGUCGUUCUUUAUAUAUUAAUUAUGGAUGUAGGAUUUUUUUUUUUAAGAUUCUUUUAAAAGAGUCUUUUAAACACUCAUAUUUGUAAUGAUUUUCUUUAUACCCAGUUGACUGGUAGAUACCAAGCAUACAAGGUGGAUAUGUUCCAAUCCAAAGACGUGAAGUUCUUCUUUCCAUAUGCCCUUGCUCUCCAUCCUUCACAUACUGUAUUAGGUGAAAUGUGGCUGCAUCUUUAUGCUUCUCUGUACUGUUAAGUGACCUACAAGAGGAAAGAAGAAAUAAGAGAAUAAAAUGUUAGUUUGAUGCGGAACCUGAUAAUAGGAAUGUGAAUAAGGGCACGUGAUGGAAGGGAAGAGCAUUUUGGGAUGAAACUACUCCAGUGUUUGCCACAGACCAGGAGCAGACAUGAGUUUAAAUCUGACGCACUUUUAUGUUUCUCCUGUCCUCAGCAUGAUGCUUGACGUAAUCAAGAUGAAAUACCUCAGUGGUUCUCUUUGCAUUGCAUCAAGGAUGUCAGGAUCCUUUCCAAAGACUGAAGCAUGGUCUCAAGUAAUUUAUGGUUUGUUUGUGAUAUUAAAUAUGAAAUUGUCUGGUUUUUUAUGAGCAGUUUUUAAGUCAAAGCUGGAUUCUCUUCUGCCUCGUUGGCUCUUUGCUGUAGCUGUUUAUGCAUUUCUACUUUGAACUUCAGUGCAUUAUAUAUAUGU